Haliotis rubra (blacklip abalone) is the source of this 6441-nucleotide messenger RNA. RefSeq names its product COP1-interactive protein 1-like. Lineage: Eukaryota; Metazoa; Mollusca; Gastropoda; Lepetellida; Haliotidae. The coding region runs from base 28 to 5628 and encodes 1866 amino acids. The transcript is spliced from 18 exons. The record is from RefSeq and is a predicted model, not a curated record.
AAUGGAUUUGAAACAAGAACUUUAAGUAUGCAGACAAUAGAUACAGAAUCCUCCGAUAGAAAGACGAUGCUGGGAACGGUGGGCAAGCAGAGUAGUAGCGAGUACGACGUUUCGCAAUUGAUGCGGGAUCUGUAUGACAGCAUCGAACGAGAGAAUGACUUAAAGGAACAACUUAGAUUCACAGAAGAAGAGACAAAAAUGAUGAGGAAGAAGCUUGCGGAGAUGGAGGAAGAAAAUGAGGGCCUCAACAUGCAGAUCAGGAAGAUGUCCCGGAACAACAAGAGACGCGAGCUGAAAGAGAAGGAGAGGUUUAUGAAGGAGAGUGAGGACAAUGACUCGGAUACUGACAGUAGCAACGACAUUGAUCUCAAAAUACAAUGUGAACUACUGGAGCAGGAAAUUUCGGUUUCUAGGAAGAAGAUUUCAGAUGUGGAACAGGACAACGAGAAUAUCCGCGAAGAGGUGAAAUUCUUGCAAGAAAGACUUGAGGAACAGACUCAGUUACUUAAUGUCAAACCGGAACCCUCUUCCCCAAACGCUUAUUACGAAGAUAAGAUUAAACAAAUGACCAUAGAAACCGAUGAUCUAAAAUGGAAGAUUAUCGAAAAGGAACGUGAAAUUGAGCGCCUGUGUGCCCAAAUGAAUUUUAUUCAACAUUCACAUCGCCAGCAGCAGGGCAAACUAAAGAAGAGUAAGAGCCUUGAUAGUGACUACCAGGAGGUCGUCGAUCUCAGGAGACAACUUGAACACUCGGCCCUAGAGGCCGGGGCCACUAAAGAACGGUUAGCUCAAGUAGUGAUGCAAAACGAAAGUGUUUCCUCCGAAAACGAACGUUUGAAAUUGCUGCUUAGCAGACAAAUUCCGUCUAUCCAAGCAGAUGAUGCUGCAGUUGAGAAUAUAGAACUCAAAGACAAAGUGAAAAAGUUAGAAGACGACAAUCAUUCAUUUCAAGAUAGAAUCAAAACCUUGACCGAGAGUUUACAAACACUCACCAAAGAACCUCGCUCGCUGUCGGCAGAACCGCCAUACAUUCCUAAAAGUGGGAGCCCCCCGUUGCCACGUGACCUGACGAAACAUUUGGAGAGCUUACAAGAAGAAAACAGCGAGCUCCGGCGGAAAAUGGCGGAACUUGAGUCGACCAGUUCGCGGCGGAUUUCGGAAGAAACCAUUCAGAAGACAGACGACCAGAAGGCGGUAGCAGACGACAGCAGCACAACCAUGGACCCAGAGGAUAUGUCACGGCUUCAACUCGUAGAAAAGGUUCUAGAUCUCGAGGAUGAAAUAUUGGACCUGAAAUCAGUAAUAAAGCACAAAGAGUUGGAGCGUGAGGAUGUAGAGCGCGAGGUGACGUCACUAAAAGAACACAUUGAUGAGACGAGCGACAUGUGGAAGAAGAAGGAGGCGGAGCUUGAACAAGACCUGGCUAUGUUGCACGACAAGAAUAGCGUGCUGAGCAAUCUACUUGAAAUCGUCACUGAGCGGGCCGAUAAGGCGGAGCAGGAAUUGGAAGCUGUAAUAAAGGAGGCGUCUGCGCAGUCAGACCGAAGUGCCAGCCAGGUUAGCGCCCUUAGCAACGCCAGUGUCGGCAGUGACGACGUCUUCCUCUCUCCUCCGCCUCAUUCAGACAAGGGCACCGUUAUACACAGAGACUGGGAUAGACAGAUGAAAAAGCGGGUCGAGUCCUUGGAGCGACUGCUGGCUGAAGAACGACUGAAAGUGAUGACGGCAGAGAAAAAGUUGUUGCUUGUCACGCAGGAAACAGUCUCCACCGCCAUGUCAGACGACUCGAAACUACACCUGAGAGAGAAAGAGCUACUACAACAAGAGUUAAUUGAGAGCCAGAAACAUUUGAAGAUUGCUACAGAUCAGAUAAAAGGAUUGAAAGAAAGACUUCACAUAAUGGAGGAGGAGCACAUCAGACUGAAGAUAGACUACAGCAGCAUCUGUGAACAGCUUGACUUGCUGGAACACAGUGCCUAUGAAUCGGACAAAACUCCAGAAGGGAACAUCGAACCCGACAGCAUCACACCGAAACGUCUUCCUCCAUUAAAGAUUCCACAUCGCCAGAGCAGCCUUGAAGCCAUGUCCCUGGACCAGAAGUGCGCCAUGUACAAACUGAAGGCCGAGGAACUGCAGUACAAGGUGGAAGAGAUGAACGAUAUCUGGCGGUCCAAGAGUGCUGCAUCGGAGGAAGAGAAACUAGUUCUUGAAGCUGAACUGAAACAAACGAAAGAAGACAUGAGGGUCAUGAGUAUCAUGCUAGAAAAGGUCAAGGACGAACUUUGUGAGAAGGAGAAGGUCAUCGCCAUAUCAGAGACAAAUAUUAACGAAAACCUACGAGCUAUCACAAGACGUGACGAAAUUGUUCAGGAGCAGGACAUGCUUCUGAAACAGCGCGACCAGGAUUUCCGCAUAAUACUGGAACAAAUUUCGAACAGGGACGAGGGUAUACGAGAGUUAAGAGAAGCUGUAAGGAACCGUGACGAACGUUUGAAAGAAAAAGAUGACAUUUUGUGCAAACUUAAUAACAGUUUAGAUUGCAAGCAGCGAGAUGUGAAAAUGUUGAGUGAUAAAGUUAAGGACUGCGGCGCUCAACUGAAUGAAAAAGAGGCUGUCAUAUCUGUUUUGCAACAACAGAUCUCCCACAAUACCAGGAGAGAUACUGGUAGUGAAACAGAUAUAGAAAAGGAAAACCGUAGACUUAAAGAAACUCUGAGGAUACAGCAAAGUGACUUCGAGGAAAUAACGCAAGAAAAAUUGAAGGUUGCGAAGGAUUUAGAAACAUCAAGGAGAGCCUUAGAUGAGGCUAUGUUAUUAUGGACAAAAGAUAAGGCUUACUUCGAUAGGACAAUAAACGUUGCUGAUGAGAAAGUUAAACUAUACGAAACGCUUCCUUCAAUGAAUAAGGAUGAAAUCGAAAAAGCUAUGAAAUCCGAUGCUCAUCAGUAUUUUCAAGAGAAAGAAAAACUUGUAUGUGAGAUAAAUAAUCUUAGAUUGGAACAGGAACUAGCCCUCAAAUGUGUGCAGGAAGAGAAUAGCAGUCUUCAGGCCGAGGUGGUGGAUAAAGGAAGACAGCUGCGUCAAGAAACAGAAACACGCAGCAAACUUCAGCAGGAUGUGGAAAGACUUUCGGCACAGGCUGAUAUGGCCUACAAAAUACAACAGGAAGAAAGAGUUAUUCGGGCAGAAUACUUAGCCAUGAAAGUGCGUUACGAAACCCGCUUUGAGAAGAUGUCAAAGGACUACUCGAAGAUGCUGUUGACGAUUGAAAAACUCCAGAAAGAGCGGGAUCUCGAUAAAGCUAUCAUUCAGGGAAUCCAAAAGGGCAUGGCAGGCCUGAAGGAUAAAUACAGUUCAGAACUCAUUAAGUGGGAGGAUGAGAAAGCAAGACUGGAAAGACAAAUUAAGGAGAUUGACGAGAUGCGAGAACUGACAGAGACCCUGAGGAAGAAGGUACAGGACCUGAAAGAAGAUCUGUCUGCGCAGGACAGGAUGAGGACAGAAAUAAUCAACAAAUUUGCAACGGAGAGAUCCAGCUGGGAUAUUCAGAGAGCAAACCUAAGGAGCAAAAUUAAUCAGAUGGAGGAAAAGCUGUCUUUGACAUCAAGGGCUCAAACAAAAGCCAAAGACAUUCACAGCCACAUGGAACUGGCGUGGGAGAAAGAGAGAGGGGAACAAAAACGGCUGCUCGAGGAUGCCCACAACCUUGCCCUUGAUCUUCAACAGCAACUCAAGUCACGUGACGAGGAAUACAGUCAGGAACGCCGUGACCUGCUGCAGCAAUUGGAGGUGGAAAGACAAGCAUUCAACAAAGAGAAGAGAGAAAGAGACAUUGCCAUGGCGGAGUACGAAUCUUGUGGGAAGAGACUAGUGUCGUUACAGAAACGCAGCACAGAGCUUGCACUGACACACGAGGAAGAACGAGAGGCUUCCUUGAGGGAGAGAAACGAUCUACUCCGACGUCUUACUGAGAGUAGACACGCACAUUCAACGGAUACGAAGCGUGUAUCUGAUAUACUUAGCAACUUGAUCAGACUGAGGGAACUAGGAAAACUAAUUUCUAAAGAGAAGCAUGAGAUCACUCUCGGAACCCGAGCCCCACUGGACCCAGAAGCGGUCAAUCUCGAUGAGGCUGUUUUAAAGUACAUCAAGGAGGCUGUUGCUGACAUCGCAGGAUCUGCUGAUAAAUUGUCAAAACACACAAGCUCCCUCUCAGAUGACCGGUCACAAAUACGCAGAAGUCUGUCGAGUUCCGAGAUAGAUUUGAUAAAAGAAGAACUUUCAGAUCUACAAAGGGAAGGUGGUGGUGUAUUCGUGGCGCACAGUAGGGAGAGUUUAACUAUGCCUAAGGCAACGUCCAGAUUACAAAAGAGCUGCACAUUCGACAGUUCGACAGUGUGUCCUAUGCGGGAUGCUGCGUCACCUACAAAGCACACGUUGUCCCGGAUGACCCACAGUCCCCCUUUCUAUUCAUCUGGCAGCAAAAGUGCACAGGCAUCCCGAACAUCCUCCCCGAGUCCGUCUGCGUCCCGGCAUGAAUCGUUGUCGCCAUCUCCCUCUGUCAUUCCCUCCUCCUCAUCAUCCAGUAGAGGCGCUACGCGACCUAAAACACUAAAGAAAAGCAUAUCUAUGGAUUCUGCUCCUGUCAGCCAUCUCCUGAUUUCGAGCGAACAUCACACGACUGCCCAAACAGUGUCUGCAGGCACAACACCAACAGAACAUUAUGUUUCAUCACAAUUUCCUACUACUGUGCCGCCACCGGCAGACGAUUCUUCGCUUUCACCGCCGAAGGUCGGAAGUCUAGACAGGUUAUCUCCGCGUUCGGCUAGACGCAAGUUUUUCGAGGAGAGACCCGCAUCUGAAAUUGGCUUCCUGUCCUGGCCUGAGAGGAAAAAACAUUACGUAGUUCACCACCAGAAGCAGUCGAGUCUUCCAGAUCCUUCCGAAGUGAGGAAGGAAGCUGAGGAGGACUACUCAUUGCUAGCCAGGUCUGACGGCACACGUACAUUUAAUAUGAAAUCGUCUGCGUCUUGGGAUGAAAAGAUGCACCAUCGAGUUGUUCAGCCUGAAUCGUCAAAGAUAAGUCAAGAACACAGCCUUGACCAAUCGAGUUCGCAGCCAGCACAGCACCUGUCUGCUAAAGAGAAGAGACGUUUUUUUAAGAAAUCAAGCAGUAUGGAGAGCCACAUAGGGAGUUCACUGGCCAAGAUAGGUACUCAGGCUAUGCCUGUUGCUGCACCUACGGGUUUCAUGCCCACAGACAUUCUAGCCAGCGUGAGGAGUAAAUUCAAACUGCCUUUCAAAAAGUCCAGCAAGACCUCUGAAUCGGUUUCCUCUAUCCCACCGAUACAGGAUGUUCCCACCGACACGUCAGAAGCCCCCACUCCGUUCCAAGACGAACAGAGGUCUUCAACGGUUCCCACAUCGACCACGACGAUGUCAAGUCUAAAUCAGCAACAAGGGGAUAACAGGGGCAGAUCACGUGAUACAGGUACAUUUAGCCGAGGGCCAAUACAGCGGUCCCAGUCAGCAGAGCGACCAUUUGCCUCCUCCAGGAAGAUAGCAAGACUCCAUUCUGAGGUGAUCACACCAAGUCAGGUGUGGCAGUUCAGUGAGACAGCAGUGUAACACUCACAACGAUUUGUACACUCGUUAGGACAGGCCUUACAUGGCUGGGGACGAGAGCAUGUUCAUCCCGGCGCUGUCAGGAUAGAGGCUCCACAACCGACAACAACACCCCGCCCUUACUUAUCCUAAAGUACCGAUAGACGGACUGAUAUUGAAAAAGUCGUACUUACAUUCGUACCUUUUUGUAAACAUCUGAACAUGUCGACAGAUAAUUAUUCAUGGAUUUCAGUAUGAUCGAGGUACACUAACCGUCUAAAACGACCUUAUAUUUGUGAAGAGGCUGCUGUGUUGCUGAUGGUAUUGCAUUUAUGUUCUCUCGCGCAAUGAGCACGUGGGAACUGUAGGUAUGUCUGGAACAAGUUCCGAGAAAGUGUAAUCUAAUUAGGUUCGUUCCACUCAGUUGUAAACGAAUUGAAUUUGUAUUUCUUGUUAUAUUUCCAUCAGUCUAACAGCUACCACACUAGCUUCUAAUGCACCACGAAACUCGCAUAUAGCGUCGAGCCAUGACGAAAUGAUUCAGUAGAUUGCAUGCUCACGGGUGAUGUUUAUAUGCAUACGUGUGUGUGUCCUUGAAGGUGUGUGUGUCCUUGAAGUAGAUUUACAGUGCACGACCAUGGUCACACCAUGCCGCAGGAUUACUGUAGGUUCCCCACUCAGACCUAACUAGUGUUUAUUAUCGUUCCAUGUAUUUUGUUAAUUCUGAGCUCCAGGUAAUGACCAUCUGUUGGCGUCUUUGGGGAAUGGACCGCCGAUUGUCCUGUCUCAGGUCAGACGCUCUAGCCACUAAACCGGUUGUUCAAGAAUAAACUUUUG